This is a messenger RNA of Scophthalmus maximus (turbot), 1325 nucleotides long. RefSeq names its product transmembrane protein 97 (gene tmem97). The record is from RefSeq and is a predicted model, not a curated record. NCBI's taxonomy places the organism in Eukaryota, Metazoa, Chordata, Actinopteri, Pleuronectiformes, Scophthalmidae. Gene Ontology annotation, cellular component: endoplasmic reticulum. The transcript has 3 exons. Bases 105 to 629 code for a protein of 174 amino acids.
CGUAAAACUCCAAAGAAGAAGAAGUAUCCAUCCUGGGAACACGUGUUUUUACGACAUGCUGCUGCUGAUCUGCAUUUCCGCACAGUAGACCUAUCUUAGGGACGAUGGCUCUCCGCGUGUUGGAAAUAAUAUUUUUCCUCUAUUUUGCCUCUCACAUUCCCAUUACAUUAUUUAUUGACCUCCAAGCUCUGCUGCCAGGACAAUUGUAUCCCCAGCCGCUGAAAGAUCUCCUGAAGUGGUAUGCAGAGGAAUUCAAAGACCCCAUGGUGCUGGACCCUCCGGCGUGGUUCAAGUCCUUUAUUCUCUGCGAGGCUGUGUUGCAAACGCCUUUCUUUCCCAUUGCAGCGUAUGCUUUUCUGAAAGGUGGCCGUAAGUGGAUCAGGACUCCGGCCAUCGUGUAUUCCACACAUGUAGCCACCACUCUGGUGCCGAUCCUUGCCCACGUGCUUUUCUAUCAGUUCCCUAUGAAACCCUACCCCGGGCCCCAGACUCCGCAGGAGCGCUGGCUGCUGGUCUCCAUUUACGCUCCGUACCUGCUGGUACCUGUGCUGCUGCUCGUCACCAUGCUGCUGUCCUCCACGUACAACUCCAUUUCAUCGACUAAGACCAAUACCAAGAAGAAGAACUGACACUACUGAACUGACUGCUCUUAAACUUUCAGAAUUAAGAAGAUUCUACAUUUCUGAAUGUAGUGUUGUGUAAGUUGUUCUACAAAACACUAAAGGAGGAAAAUGCCAUGGUUAAACCAGCAAGAAUGAGGACUUUUUAUGUGACUCUAUAAUUGAACCCUUGUUUAGAUGUGUUAUGUGCUUUCAUCAUUGCCAAAGUCCAAUUGUUAAGUUUAUAGAUGAGUCUGUACUGAUAUUUUAGAAAAGGGUAAGUGUGCCAAUGGUGGCUCAUUGUUGCCUAUAGUGACACUGGAAUUAAAAGCACUAUGUAGGCUGUAACUACACAGGUCCGAAAAAAUGACGGUGCUUCAUACAGAUGUUUUCGAAUGUUUAUUUGCGUACUCAUUACUCAUUCGACACCUUAGACCCUGUGAACUAUAAGAAAAGCUUUGUAAGAUAUACAUUGCCGUUACUUUUCUAUCUGUCUAUCUAGAACCCACUAACAAACAAUUGAGCUAACAUUAAACAAACCAAACAAACUAUCAAUCAAUCAGUCAGACUUUAUUUAAAUAGCACUUUUCAUACAAAUAAAAAUGCAACACAAAAAUAUCCCCCCCCCCCUCUCUCUCACACACUAAUUUACUCACGAGCAAACAUGAUGCAAUGAGGAGAAGAGAAAAAAAAUAAAACACUAACUCAGAGGCUCUGAUAUAUAUA